Molecule: messenger RNA, 1314 nt
Organism: Oldenlandia corymbosa var. corymbosa
Lineage: Eukaryota; Viridiplantae; Streptophyta; Magnoliopsida; Gentianales; Rubiaceae
Source: the annotation of a GenBank genome assembly
UCACAAUCAUAUUAGUUUAAUUAAGGUCUAAGUUGGCAGGUGCUGAAAUACAUGAUAAAGACCACCAAAGCCUAGUACAAAAUGCUCCCCAACAAAGGGGUCCAUCUCAUGUUACAUGAUCCACUUUUCAAGUUUCAACAAAAAAAUAAAAUAACUAAACUAAACCCCUAUUGCCUUUUGUUCAUGUCACCCUUUUACUUUACUUCUGUAUAAAUCAUUCUCAGCUCACUUCACUGUACAUCCAACCAACUUGAAUUGGAUCAUCUACUAAUCAAAAACCAGAAUUGGAUAAAAAUCCCAUGGAGAAUCACAUCAGAAAGGGCAGUGAUUCUGGUGACAAAUUCUCCUUUCCAAUCAGCCCUCCAAAUCAAGAUGAUCAAUUUGAAUUUGGGUGCAUCACAACACCAGGCUCACCAAAAUCCCCUGCAGAUCAUCUGUUUCUCAAUGGUAAACUUCUGCCUCAUUUUUUCCCAAGCCAACCUAUAAACUACAACAUUAUAAGCACUCUAUCGAGAUCGACGAGCCGAACCAGUAGCGUAUGCAGCAGAGACUCACUCCUUUCAUCUAGAAGUAACAGUUAUAACAGCAGCAGAAGCAGCAGUUGCAGCAGUGCAAGAACCAGUAUAAGUGAACAGAGCAACAUUAGGUCGUUUUCGCCGUCUGUCGACAGGAAGUUACUGAUAAAUCAUCAUCAGAAGGCAAAGUUGGCUGCCAUAAACAAAAACCCUGUUGGAAAAAACAACAAGCCGCCUGUUUUGAAUCCACAUUACUAUGGAUCAUCUCAGAGGUGGCAAUUCAUCGCGCCGGCGCCGGCUUCUUUGAAACAACAACAACAACAACAAAAACAACGCCAGAGUUCGGUCUCAUCACGUGCAAGAAACAAGUCUAAUCGAAGUUUGGCAAGAGAUAAUAAAGAGUUGAAGACAAAGAGGAAAGAAAGUAAAGAUACUAGGAAGGCAAGAACAUGGUUUGGCAUCAGAAUUAUCAGAGCAUUGGUGUAUGCAUGCAAAGAAUGUCAUGCCAUAGAACCUUCUUCAAGAAAGCGUCUGGACAAGAAUUAGGAACACCAUAAAUUCUGGGAACUUUUGAUUCAACGUUCUGUUUUUCUUUAGUUCUGGUAACAUUUCCCCUGUUUUCUUUUUUUUGGCAACUUUGACUGGAUAUUACUGGUUGUAGAGUUGAAAUAUUGUCUCCGAGGAAAGGAUUAUAUCAUCAUUUGUAAUUUGUAAAAACAUUAUAAAAUUGCUGCGGAUUGGCUUGUGAUUUGCUUAUUAUUGAUAGUGUGAUGAAGCUUUAUUGAAAAGAAAAGCAAGU